Messenger RNA from Hemibagrus wyckioides, 2048 nucleotides. RefSeq lists its product as uncharacterized. The record is from RefSeq and is a predicted model, not a curated record. Gene Ontology annotation, cellular component: extracellular exosome. The transcript has 4 exons. The coding region runs from base 116 to 553 and encodes 145 amino acids. Lineage: Eukaryota; Metazoa; Chordata; Actinopteri; Siluriformes; Bagridae.
AGGGACAAACGCGGUCUGUAAGCACCUGCCCAGCUUCACUUCCCUCUGAACAAGGAAAUGAAGACGCUAAUAAAACGGUGCUGGUUGUUGCAGGACUCUUCAAACAUGCGCAGCCAUGGGAAACAGAGUAACCACUGCGUUGGAUAAAUGGGGUAUAAAUCCAAGGAAGCUGAGUCUAAAGCGGUCAACAAGGAAAGCUCCACCUGCACCUUCACAUCGUCAGACCAUAGAGCCCCACAUAUACGAUAGCGUGUCAGCCGAGCCAAAGUACGCCAUAGUGAACAAGAAGAAGAAGACGGAUUCUGAUGGCCUGCACUACGCAGAAAUUCAGGUGCUACAGUCCGAAUUCACAAGCAACCAGAGGCCCUCGCCACCCAAAGACUCGAACACGGAAUACGCAACCAUAGACUUUCUGAGAGGGGCUAAACCCAAAGAGUCUGAUGAACCUGCAGAUAUACUUAUUCCACCUGGACAGCUUCAGAAUUUGAUGGUUAAGUCUCAAAAGAAGAAGAGUGCUUCGUCAAACCAGGGCUCUCGUGGUUUGAAUAAUUGAAAUAAUUGGUAUAAAUGGGGGUUUACAAUGGUUUAAUGGUUAGCAUGUUUGCCUCACAACUUCAGGGUUUGUGCUUUGUGUAUGUGGAGUUUGCAUGUUCUCCCUGUGCUUUGGGGGUUUCCUCCAGGUACUCUGGUUUCCUCCCAUAGUCUACAGAUCAUGCACUGUAGGCUGACUGGCAUCUUUAAAUUGUCUGUAGUGUGUGAAUGUGUGUGGGAUUGUAUCCUGAUGGUUUGGCACUUUGUCCGGGGUGUCCCCUGCCUUGUGCCUUGAGUCUCAUGGGGUAGAUUCCAGGUUCCCUGUGAAGAAUAAUUGGUACAAAAGAUUGAAGGAUGGAUGGAUAAUUUGUACAUAGUUUUUAUAAAUCAGGAAGAAUUUAUUUUUUUAAGAAAGAUCAAAUCUAUUUGAUCUUGUAUUCUUGUAUACUUGUAUACUUGUAUUUGUUGGACAUUAAUCAUACUUAUUUCAAAACAUGGCAGUCCAUAAUGAAUCACUGGAGGAAAAGGACACUGUCAAGCAAAGAACAUUGAAGUAUGCUCUUAAUAGUUGUGGUCAGAUGUGGUCAUCUAAUCUGUGUUCCUAUCUUCUUCGUAGUUGGAUUUGCUCUUGGAAAUGGGAUACACCCAUGGACGGCUAGCUCUUUUAAGCCUCCCUUGUUUUUCAUCAGUGGGGUUUAAAUAUUGGCAUCCGUAUCAGAUUAUUUGCUGUUAACAAAUGUUUUAAAGUAAAGUAUUUCAGAAUUUCAUUAAGCCACAACAAAGUCUUUAAGAAAAAUACAAAGAACUAUAAGAAGAAACAAAGCUGGUUUCUUGUUUUAGCCCAGAUUGUAGAUUCAUUCACAGCCAUGUUGGAUGAUCACACACAGUGACACACCCCCUAGAUCUGAUCUCCUUUUGAGCUGUUUGUUUAGUCACAUGGGAAAUACAGUCAUGAAGAACAAAGUGAAUUAUUUACUCUGUCAUCCUGUUCGCCCAAAAUGUAUCCAGAGGAGAAACUAAAAUAGAUAGGCUAAGCACAUGUCAUACGAUCAGACAACACAAAAGUAAACAAUAGCUAUUAUAAUAAUGAUGACGAUAACAAUACUAUCUGAUAUCUUGUCUUGAAUGGUUGUAGGAUAAUAAAACAAACUUCGGACAUGGCAUUAAAGAUCAAUGACUGAACUGUUUAUUCAGAAACCAGAUAUUUGCUUCUAUAUACUACAAAUAUUCAACUAAUGAAAAUUUUUCCAAGGUAUUUGUAUGUGAUUAUAGAAGAACGUCUGCUGUUUUAAAAUCACAAAUUUCAUCAAGUCUUCAAGGUCAGAAGGUCCAUUUAAGGAACAAACAUAGGAACAAAAUAAAUUCUUUUAGGUUUAUGUAGGUUUUUAGAAAUAAGAUUUAGAAAUAGGAUUUAGAAAUAAGAAAAGAAUAUAUGAAGUCAUGCUGAUUGUUAUUAUUUUUUGUAUUACUAUAAGUCCUUUUUGGUACUUCUUGUUACAAGGAAAUUGUGAUUGUUU